GGGGGUCAAAGCCGGGGGGGCCGGCGCGGCGCGGCGCGGCGCGGCGCGGCGCGGGGGUUGGGCCGUGUCGUGUCGUGCCGCGCCGCGCUCCACUCAGGAGCGGAGUAGGGCGAGGCGAGAAACGAGCCUAGGGCUGGGGGAGGGGAGGCGAGGCGAGGCGAGGCGAGGCUUCCCCAGGCAGCUCGGCCCCGGGCGGCCCGCACUGCCCAUCCCUGCUCCCACUCCCCCGGGAGGUCUUCACCCGAUGGGGACGUGGGGUAGGCCCCCCGCCCUGAGCAGGCCCGACUCCCGCGCUGGAGGCCGGGCCGGGCCGGGCCAGAGGCGGCCAACCCUGUCCCCGUUGUCCAUCCCGCUGAAGAAGGAGCUGGGGCUUCCCGCUGCUGCCCGGCGCUUUACUGCCCGUUUUCGCAGAGCCAUCCCACGUGGGGCUGACGGGUUUGUUGUCAUGGCCUCUCAAAGCCGGGUCUAGAAAUGCUGUUGUGCACCUUGACUUUAAAGAAACUGGUUGUCUUAAAGGAAUUGGAUAAGGAGCUCAUUUCUGUGGUCAUUGCAGUCAAAAUGCAGGGCUCGAAGCGAAUACUACGGUCUCAUGAAAUUGUGCUGCCACCAAGCGGACAUGUGGAAACUGAACUUGCACUAACUUUUUCACUACAGUAUCCUCACUUCUUGAAAAGAGAAGGCAACAAGCUUCAGAUCAUGCUGCAAAGGAGGAAGCGAUACAAAAACCGAACGAUUCUGGGCUACAAGACUUUGGCAGUGGGCUCCAUCAACAUGGCCGAGGUGAUGCAGCACCCGACUGAAGGAGGCCAGGUUCUGAGCCUUUUCAGUAACAUCAAGGAAGCCACAGCCAAAGUAGCAGAGAUCUGGAUCUUCUCACUGUCUAGUCAGCCAAUAGACCAUGAAGACAGCACUAUGCAGCCUAGCCAGAAGAUCAAGUCCACAGAUAACUAUUCUGAAGAAGAGUAUGAGAGCUUUUCUUCUGAGCAGGAAGCCAGUGAUGAUGCUGUUCAGGGACAGGAUUUGGACGAUGAUGAAUAUGAGCUGGGCAAGCCAAAGAAGCAGCGGAGAUCGAUAGUAAGAACGACGUCCAUAACCAGGCAACAAAACUUCAAGCAGAAAGUGGUGGCGUUGCUGAGAAGGUUUAAAGUCUCUGAAGAGGUUCUGGAUUCAGAGCAGGACCCAGCAGAGCAUGUGCCAGAAGUGGAGGAAGACUUGGACCUUCUGUACGAUACACUGGAUAUAGACAACCCCAGUGACAGUGGCCCUGAAAUGGAAGAUGACGACAGUGUCCUCAGCACUCCUAAACCAAAGUUAAAACCAUAUUUUGAAGGCCUGUCACACUCCAGCUCUCAGACAGAAAUUGGUAGCAUCCACAGCAUCAGAAGCCAAAGAGAGCCAUCAAGUCCUGUAGAAGUGCCUGAAAAGACAAAGAGCCUUGGAAGCAAACAUCCAGGCGACAGUAUCUCUGACACUGUGUCUUGCGAACCUAGCCAGCAAGACUCCCAGGAAGCAGAACUCUCCACGCUGGAUGUAUUCAUUGAGAAGCUCCCACCAAGUGGAAAAAUCACCAAGACAGAGUCUCUCAUUAUUCCUUCCACCAGGCCAGAAGGGAAGCAAACUGGUCGUCGUGGAAGAAGCACUUCAUUGAAGGAAAGGCAGCCAGCGAGGCCACAGAAUGAGAGGGCAAACAGCCUGGACAAUGAGCGCUCUCCAGACACCAGGCACCACCUGCAGAUUCCAAGGAAAACUGUGUAUGAUCAGUUGAAUCACAUCCUGAUUUCUGAUGACCAGCUACCAGAAAAUAUUAUUCUUGUCAAUACUUCAGACUGGCAAGGCCAGUUUCUUUCAGAUGUCUUGCAAAAACAUACCCUGCCUGUGGUCUGUACGUGCUCUUCUGCUGAUGUGCAGGCGGCUUUCAGCACGAUUGUCUCCAGGAUACAGAGAUACUGUAACUGCAAUUCUCAGCCUCCAAACCCUGUUAAAAUUGCAGUGGCCGGAGCCCAGAAUUACCUCAGUGCUGUGUUGAGGCUCUAUGUAGAACAGCUGUCUCACAAAACCCCGGACUGGCUCAGCUACAUGAGAUUUUUGAUCAUCCCACUAGGUUCUCAUCCAGUGGCGAAGUAUCUAGGAUCUGUAGAUUACAGAUACAACAACUUCUUCCAAGACUUAGCCUGGAGAGAUUUGUUUAAUAAACUUGAAGCACAGACCACUGUUCAGGAAACACCAGAUAUUGUCUCCAGAAUAACCCAGUAUAUAGCCGGGGCAAACUGUGCACACCAGUUGCCUAUUGCAGAAGCAAUGUUGACGUACAAACAGAAAAGCCCUGAUGAAGAAUCAUCCCAGAAGUUCAUUCCCUUUGUUGGGGUGGUAAAAGUUGGAAUAGUGGAACAGUCCUCAGCAACGUCAGGUGAUUCCGAUGACGCAGCUCCCUCUAGUUCCAGUGUCCUUUCCUCUACCCCGCCUUCUGUGUCUCCUGCUGUGAAGGAAGCUUCCCCCACCCCACCUUCCUCGCCAUCUGUCACGGGCAGCUUCUCUUCCUCCAGCCAGAGCCUUGGUGCUGAGCUGAUGGGACUGCAGGUGGAUUACUGGAUUGCAGCUCAGCCCAUGGAGAAGAAAAGAGACCCAGAGAAGAAGGACUCUUCCACUGCCAAAAACACACUCAAAUGCACUUUCCGGUCUCUCCAGGUUAGCAGGUUACCCAUGAGUGGGGAGACCACCAGCACUCCAACAAUGUCAAUGACAGUCGUGACAAAGGAAAAGAACAAAAAGGUGAUGUUUUUGCCCAAGAAAACAAAAGACAAGGAGAUUGAGUCUAAGAGUCAAUGCAUUGAAGGAAUUAGUAGAUUGAUUUGCACAGCAAAACAUCAGCAGAAUAUGCUGCGGGUCCUGAUUGAUGGCGUAGAGUGGAAUGAUGUGAAGUUCUUUCAGCUGGCAGCACAGUGGUCCUCCCAUGUCAAGCACUUUCCCAUCUGUGUAUUCGGACACUCCAAACCUAACUUCUAACUGCUCUCAGCGGGGCGGUUUCUGCCUGUGUGGAGGCUGCACACCCAGGAGCCAGGAAUCUGAAUGCCAACGCUGACUCAGAUCUGCUUGCUCUCUCCUGCAGAUUACUUACAGAUGCAUCUGGAUUACUUCUGAAUUACUUUUUUAUAUUAAUUCUUAAGUUUACUACAAGAAAAGGAAACCCUUUGAACAAAGCAAAAAACAGUCUUAAGUAGAGAUGUACCGAUAACAUGGAAAUUACCAGGAGAACCUCCAAAAGUGGGGUGAUCUGCUGGAGAACUUAAGAGCAGAUAGCUGGAUAACUGCACUGCUUAUUAACCUGAAACCUCCUUGGUGUGUUUGUGGCUGGGUGUUCUGGAUUGGGCUUGAGUGGUUUUUGAGGGGAGAGUGGGAGGUACUGGGAGGAUUAAGUGUUUUAAAAUGUUUAACUCUACCCCCCAGACUUCACAUGAAGAAAGUAGAGCCUGGUCCACCACCAAAUAGUUCAGGUACCAAGAAUGUGAAAUACAUUGCGCUGUCUGCCAAAAAAACAAGCUAAUAACUGAGGGAAACCCUGGGAUUCUCCACAGGUGAAGAAAUGCCAGAGGGUCAUUGUUUUAAGGCCAGCAACUGAAAUGGGCAGGCAUGUCAUUCUCAUGCCUGAUUCAGGUUGGGCAGAGACUGAAAUACAAAGUAUGAAAUGUCUGUUUGAGGAAUCCCAUUGCUCCAAGUCCAUCCCAAUAAUCCAACCAAGCCAGUCACAAUGCCCCCUGCAGCCCGUAGCUGGAUUUGAAGGAUACCAGUUCAGUGGGGUUGUUGCUAUAUAGAUUUUCACACAGAUUAUGUACAUCAAUAAAACCUUACCCGGCCUCUCAUGAAAAUGGAUUUUUACAGGUGCAAAUUUUUUUAAUGCUUUUAAAAAAAGAUUGAUUAAGUUGCUAAAAAAGACAACAGGAGAGAUCAGCUGCUGUCUAAUGAGUCAAGCAUUAGUCUACUGGCUAGGUCCUGUGCCCCUUGAGCCCUUACACAUGAGCAGCUGCAUUUUACACCAGCUACAUUCACACCCACACAGCAAAAGCACAUGUGCAUGUGAAAGCACAUAAAAUACCAGCUCGCAGCAAACGUGCCACAUGCAUACCUCAUUGUGAAUGUGCCCUCUCUUCUAGGCAGUGUGUACAAGAUUACACACACACACACACACACACACUCUCUCUCUCUCCCUCCCCAGAUGGGAAUCCCUUGUUUAGGCGCCCCUUCCAGCCAUGUGAGCUGCUGCUGCCGUUUCCAGGGCAGGAGGCCAUGUAGCAAAGCCAGCUCUGACAGCAGAGACGGAGAACUUCAGCUUGUCUGGACUGCGUUGGAAUGCCUCAUGCACGGAUUGUGUCACCUGAGAGUUCUCUCAGCUAUUCUAGUUCUUUGACUCCAGCAGUGCACCUGUGUUGCACAAUGCACCGUUAGCCAGCUGGGCCAUGUGCCGGCUUAGGAUCCAUCCUUCAAGGGGCCGAGGGGCCUGUCACAGAAAAUGAUGGUGGAGGAGUCAAUCCGUGCCCCUGUACUUCCUGUGGGCUUCUCUCCAUGGGAAGGGAGCUACUCCAGCAGGAUACAAGCUUGCAGCUAGCAGAACCCACCAUUCAGGGAUUAAGGAUUUACUGUGCAAAACCAGCCAGUGUGUGUGAAAUGCACUGGCCACUACAGUCUGAGCACUACUGCAGCUCACGAGUGGGAAGCUGUAACCUAUGUAUGUUUUCCUUUCCCCCUCCCUUAAAAUAUCACAGUGCUAGCCCAUUCCCAGGGUAUACUAAAGCAGCCCGAAGGCUGCUCUGAUUUACAAUGUCAGUAGCCUGACAGGGCUGUGUCAGCCUCAGGGGAUCUCUGGAGCCAAAGGAGGCUCAGCUACAGUUUUCCCCCUGGCUCCCACUCACAUUUGUAGCUGGGUGUGUGGGUGGUGUAGGAGCUACUGCAGCAACUCUCCUCGCUGAGAAUCCUACCCUAGCUUUAGGACAGAGCUUUGCUCUGCUGAAGGGGCAUCAGGGUGCUCUAACUGGAGGAACAAGGCUCUGAUGCUCACCACUGGCUUAACCUGGUUUAACUCCCUGGAGUUGAGUGAAGCCCUCCUCUACCAGGCAUGCUGCACACUACGCUGCUGACAGCCACACAUGGACUGAAAUUCCCAGGGGUGGAGCCUUUGCCCAGAAAUCCUCCCCCAUCAACCCUGCAAGGAAUCACACUACAGAAGAGCCUAACAGCUUUAGUUACCUUUAUCCCUGCUCCACUCCUCCAGGGGAUCCCAGGGCUGGAUCUGUGGGGCUCCCCUGACAAUACAGCUCCAGGGAGCCUCCAUGCAGAUGCUGCCAAACCCAGGGGAUCAGGAGCUAGAGCUUGUUUUCUUUGCAGAGGAGCCAACACCCCACCCUUGGAAUGAGCAGGGUGCCGCUGCAUAAGGGGAGCCUCCUGAGGGUUCCAGUCUCAUGGGCAGGCGUUUGCAUUGCUCAGGCCUGUGUUCAGAGAUCCCCAGAGUGGCUCCUUCCCUCACCCUCUUAAUGCGAUACGUUAAGCAUUUUUCAGAGUCCAGAUGUUCUGGGACAAUGACUGACAGAACAAAGAUUUGCAAAUGGCUGGGGAGCCUGUUCCACCUUGCAUGUGGGUCACACCCCGGGAAGGCGCAUCCUGCAGGAGGGGUUUCAUUGACUUGGGCAGGACUUCAGUGGAUUGCUGGGGGGUGUGUUCAGCUAACGGCCCUGCUGAAGUAGUGAGGGUGACCGUGGCCCUAAAUGAGAACAGUUCCGCCUCCUUCCCCCUCACAGUGAAGAGGAGUAUCUGCAGAGCAAACAGUACAUGCACCUUCCCUUCACUGCUCAGGCAACUGGUUUAGACAUGUUUAAUAAGAGAGAAACUUUCUAGUGCAAUUUCAGCCAUGUCUGGGAAUUCACUCUCAUCAGACUGGCAGGGUUCUCGCAGCUCAGCAAUGCACUCCUCUGAGGAGCUGGGCACAUCGGCGCACAGAUCCACACACGAACGCUGAUGCAGCUGGUGGGGGGUUACUGUAAUCUAUUCACUCGCUUCUGGCAGCCCUGAGGAGAGGGUACGUUUUCCCUUUAACGCUUUGUAACAGGGACAGAAAGAAUCUCUAGCUUCAGUAUAGCGGCAGCUGACGCGUAGGAUCUUGCAAGGAGGCUUGUGCCUUGCUCUGGGUUAGCACAGCGUUGCCUGACAGCCACAACUUAGGAAUGAGCACAGGAGCACAUCAGUGCUCUUUAUUGAAGCUGUUGUCUCAGAACAAGCCUUUUAAUGAAGUCAGCAGUUCAGAUUCUUCCUUAAAUCCCUCUUCCCUGUGCAAGUAGAGUGACUGAAAUCCAGUCUGAUUUCAGUCCCAUGGCUUAUUCUACACCAGCACUGGCAGAGACCCUUGCCUGACUUUCAUGGCCCCUGCAGCUCUGUGGCGGGCUUGGAUUAGCUAUUUGCAAUAACUUUGUUUACCAGGGGCAAUGAAGGAUUUGACACUUUGCUCCUCUUUGUAUUUCAACCUAUUAUAGAGAGACAAACUGUAGCCAGUAUGGGACUUCAUGGCUCCGCCUAUGUAUGUUGCCCCCUUUCUUACCGUGUGUAACAUUUCAUGUGGAUUGGUUCUUUAUUUUAACUACAUUUUAUGAAAUCUAAUUCACCUGAAAACUUUCUGCCUGCUUGGUACCCAUGCGCUUGCAGACAGCAGUUUGUUACCUCUGGCAAGCUGCUAUUUGGCAGCACAGCCAUCUGCAAUGGGGGCUCUGCUGUAGCAAGGCUUCCAAGGAAACCCUCCUUGAACCCUCAGGCUGGAGUUUGCACGGUGGCAGAACUGCAUUGAUCUUGGGAAAGCUUCAUUCUUUGUGAAAAGAAAAGGAGUACUUGUGGCACCUUAGAGACUAACAAAUUUAUUAGAGCAUAAGCUUUCGUGAGCUACAGCUCACUUCAUCGGAUGCAUUUCAUCAUGGUACUGCCCUGCCUCGUAGCCAAGGGUUGGAGUUAGAUUCCCUGGGCUUUUCCUGGGCAUGUUUGUUAAAGUUUAAUACAGUGGUUACUUUCUCUGAGUUUCUUCACACAACUAACUUCAUCCCUGACCACUAGGAAAACAUUCUGGAAGUCUGAGAGCCAAAGCUCUGCCGUAAAAGAGUAUUACAGCAAUUGGGCUGUGCAGACAAUGUGCUGCUCCAUAGGAAAUGAUUUUGAAAAAGCAGUGGCAGGAGCCUCCUCUCAGGGUGAGCUGAGCUGAGCUCCGGUCUCCCACAUGGUGCUCUCCAACCAACCACCAAUUCCAGGGUUCACAGGAAGUUACUCUGAAGAAUUGGUCUGUGUGUCAGCUUGCUGUGACUCUACCAUUGUACGCCCUGUGGCAGAGCUGACCCGGGGGGGAGUGCCAGUUCUUGUGCCUGAAAGGGGCCAUCAGGAUAUUGGGGGGCUGCUUAAUUACCUUCGCCAUGAUGAGUGCAGAAGACUGACCCUAAUGGAGCAAGAAACUCUGCACAGCCACAGUUUUAAAACUCUUUAUGGAAUAAUGAAAAGGGACCUCCACCAGAGUGUGACUCAAAGAAGGAAACUCAUUUGCUUUAUCUCAUUGGCCUGAAUCAGCCUGCUUUAACUGGAAAUCGAGAAGCCGCUUUUAUUUCGGCCCCUGGAUUUCUAGCAGUCAACAGGCAGAGGGGUGGGGAGGGAACUGACUGCCUCGUUUUCGGCUGGUUGCAUGCCACCUUGUCACCUUUAAACUCCCCCCCCCCACCUGCGUUGGGAUUGCUGAUGUCUCCUGGCCUCCUUCAGGAAUGUACUGUAAUAGCAGAUCCGUUUGAUACACACUGACCCGGGCCUUGAUACUGACUGACUGCUCCAUGGAGCCCUAAGCUGCAAGUCCAGCACUUUCCUAUUGGCAAAGCUGCCAUUCCCCUGUACUGGUGUUCUCUUGGGAAACUGGCCCCAGCCCUUCCUUGGAGGUGGGAUCUGAGGAGGCAUCCCUAGGAGACUGGCCAAGGACUGGAGCUCUAGUUCUUCACUUCCAUGGCUAAAUGAAAUGCAGACGUCUACCAUGGCAAGCCAGGGAAUAUCCUUACUAGUAUUGAAUGCUUGCUGGAAUUGCAUUUGUUUUUCUUUGUCCUAAAGAAAACAGCAGCUGGAGCAGCAGUAUUCACUUAACCUCUGGCUUUCCAUUAAUUUCACCUGCAGUUAUCAAUUGCAUAUAAUCCAGUCACGUUUUUCUGCCCAACCCAACAACAGCCCCAUUGAGCAGUUUAUAUCUCAAAUGUAAGUAUAAAAUUCCUCUGUUACCUUAGUUUGAGGAUACUUAUCAACCUCCCCUUGGCUUCAUUUUGCUGCUUUUAUUUGCAAGCCUUGUUAUCAUGUCCUAGAGAGGAGAUCUGAGGGCGGAGUAGUAGAAUAGGAAAUUGUUGUGGUUUUGUAUAGAAUCGCCAUACCCACCUGUAGGCCAGUUGACCCAGCUAAAAACCAAACUGACCAGCAUUGUUCCAUUAAUGUCUCUAAAACACUCUUGUUGACAUGUAUAUCCUUUUAGUCUUUGGCUAGCUAUUGCUACCAUCUGGGAUUAGUCUGGCCAGGUAUUUAGUACCAAGAAAACAUUCUAAGAAUCGUUCAUUUUGAGGGUUCAAGAAAUAGUACCAGAUGCCUUGAAACCUUGUAAGCAAAACAUCUUAGUGACAAUAGAGAGCCUGUAUUCUUUCCCUGUAGAUUGAAAUACUGAAAAGACAGGGGCUUCUUACUUCAGAUGGAAGCUUUGUUUCAGCUCAGAUCCCCAGGAUGUAAAGUCUGAAAGCUCUUGGCAGUAGGAAUAUCUUGGUGUGUUCUCUUUCUUCAUAUUGUUUGCUUAGAGAGGCUGAGAUGAUUAAAAACCCUCCAUUCAGAGCACUUCUGUAUCCUGGCCAUUAGAACUAUGGGGACUUGCUAAAACUCUAGUAUGACCUUCCCGCUGGGAUGCCCUGUGUGAGAGGUGACCAUCUGAGCACAGCAUCUCCCACAGACCUUCAUGAUGCUACUUUGGCAAGUUCCUUGCAAAGUCACGGGAGUGAUAAGCGAGAGCACUGGAGUGAUGAGCUCUCCUGGGUUUCUGUGGAGGCUUUAGGACUUGAUGCUAGAGAGGAGGAGGAGCCAUAGUUUUGAGAGUAGCAGGACAUUAAUUCCUUUAAAAGGAAGCACAUCAAAAUCCCAGUCAGGUCGGCUUCCCUUUCCAUAUAGCCGGAUAGAAGGAAUCCCAGAACUUAGUGUGUCUGACUAGCAUGCAGCGCAUCUUUACUCAGAGCACUCUUUAGGAAGCACCUUGCUAAGUGUGGGUACACUAGUGUGUGAGAUAGUCUGAGCAAUGCUUGCUGCACAUGUGACAAUGUCAAAUGAAGGGAUGUUACCACUGUAGAUUUCUAAGUUGUCCAUCUGUUUCAUUGUUGUUUUGUUUGGGUUUUAGGUUUUAUAUGAAGACAAAUUAAAUGUAAAUAGCCUUUUUUGGAACGAACUGCAAUGUGUGCAACGUCAUCGACUAUUUUAUGGUACUAAUGCAACACUAAUAAAACUGGACAUGAAAGCACA
Dermochelys coriacea (leatherback sea turtle) is the source of this 9537-nucleotide messenger RNA. It is a transcript of the gene PACS2, whose product is annotated as phosphofurin acidic cluster sorting protein 2. Bases 472 to 3003 code for a protein of 843 amino acids. Gene Ontology annotation, molecular function: transmembrane transporter binding. Gene Ontology annotation, biological process: protein localization to plasma membrane. Lineage: Eukaryota; Metazoa; Chordata; Testudines; Dermochelyidae. The transcript is spliced from 24 exons. The record is from RefSeq and is a predicted model, not a curated record.